Messenger RNA from Chelmon rostratus (copperband butterflyfish), 3558 nucleotides. RefSeq names its product adenylate cyclase type 8. Gene Ontology annotation, molecular function: adenylate cyclase activity. Gene Ontology annotation, biological process: adenylate cyclase-activating G protein-coupled receptor signaling pathway; intracellular signal transduction; cAMP biosynthetic process. The transcript has 20 exons. The record is from RefSeq and is a predicted model, not a curated record. NCBI's taxonomy places the organism in Eukaryota, Metazoa, Chordata, Actinopteri, Chaetodontiformes, Chaetodontidae. Gene Ontology annotation, cellular component: plasma membrane. Bases 1 to 3558 code for a protein of 1185 amino acids.
AUGGUGACCUUUGCUGAAACAACACAGGUCUCCCCUAUGGAGCUGUGUGAGCCGGCCUGUCUGACCGCGACCCUGUCCCCUGGGCUGCGGCGGAAGAAGAUGCUUUGGCAGAAUGCUGUAAAACACAUCAUUAUCCAGCAGGAGCUCAGCGCCCAGGUGGGUGUGGAGCCAGCACAGAAAAUCUUUGUGACGGAUGCCUACAUGCAGGAGAUCAACAAACAAAUCCGCAACAAGGCCUCACGCGGCGUCACAAAACGGCGCUCCUCCACAUUGAGAGUGCACACUUCCCAGUCUCGUGACUCCACCUGCACCCACACCAGCGUCAGGAGUUCUUUCAACGACUAUGCCAGCGAUGCAGACUUCUUUCUGCACUGGGGCCGCACAAUUCAUGGGGUCUACAUACCCACCCUGAGGCACACCUUCAAGUCUCGCGACCUGGAGAAACUCUACCAGCAACACUACUCCCACCAAAGACGCAACUCUCUCGCCAUCACCAAUGUGAUCGAUGCAGUGGCCAAGCUGCAUGUGUUGGUUCUGUACCUGGUGCUGACCCCAGAGGCGGUCACAGACACUCUGCGGGGCUGCCUGACCGGCAUUUUCAUGGUGCUAGCUAUCGCACUGUGCAUCAUAGUGUUAACCUGCAAAGACUCCAUGUCCCCGCGUUGGCUUCACUGUGCCGGCCUCGCCAGCUGGCUGUCGCAGACCACGCAGGUGCUGGGAGGACUGGUUUAUGGACUGGAAAGCGACCCUUCGUGGUAUGUUCUGUUCACGUUGUUCGCCACAUACACGCUGCUGCCGUUACCUCUGCUGUGGGCCAUAUGCGCCGGCUCCCUCACCUCAGCGCUGCACCUUCUGCUGGAGAUAGUGCACCACUACAAUGAUGCCGUGCUUUUGAGAAAGGUGUUUGCCAAAGGCCUGCUGUACCUGGGUAUGAACACAGCUGGCUUGUUCAUCCACUAUCUGACAGACCACGCCCAGAGACAGGUUUUCCUGGAGACACGGCGCUGCAUUGAGGGUCGCCUCAAACUAGAGCAAGAGAACCAAAGACAGGAGCGUCUGGUGCUGUCCAUCCUGCCUCGCUUUGUUGCCUUGGAGAUGAUAGCUGACAUGAGCUCUCUGGAAGAUGAACUCAAUCCUCAUGAUUUUCACAAGAUCUAUAUCCACCAGUAUAAAGAUGUCAGCAUCCUUUUUGCAGACAUCAAGGGUUUCACUCUGUUGUCCAUGAACCUGUCGGCCCAGGAUCUGGUCCGAACCCUCAACGAGCUCUUUGGACGUUUUGACCGACUGGCUGAUGAGCACCACUGCCUGCGGAUAAAGAUACUGGGAGACUGUUACUACUGUGUGUCUGGGGUCCCUGAGCCACAGCGUGCCCAUGCCCGUCAUUGUGUUGAGAUGGGCCUGGCUAUGAUCAACACCAUACGGUACGUACGGAAACAGCUGAACUUUGACAUGGACAUGAGAAUCGGGAUCCACUCGGGCUCUGUCCUGUGUGGGGUGCUGGGCCUGCAGAAAUGGCAGUUUGACGUCUGGUCCUGGGACGUGGGCAUUGCCAACAUGCUGGAGGCCGGAGGCAUACCAGGACGCAUUCACAUCUCAAGGGCCACUCUGGACUGUCUUGAAGGCACCUACAAGACAGAAGCUGGUCAUGGCCGCGACAGGAACGAGUUUCUGAACAAACACAACAUCGACACUUUCCUCAUCUGCCCUCAGGAGGGAAGGGACAAUGUUGACCAUACCGAGCCCCCCAGAGUCCUGAAAACCAAUCGAACCUGGAACCCAGAGAUGCCCUUUGGGAAUGCCAUUGACAUGAACAGUAUCCUGGCCUCCUUUACGAACGGCUCGCUGCCCAACAUAUGGCAGUCCACCUCCAAGGAGAUUAACAAACGCAUCAAACAUGCCAUUGAGGUUCGAAGCAGUGACCGCAUGCACAGGGAGCACAUCACUCCUCUGACCCUGGUGUUCAAAGACACACACAUCGAGGACAAGUUCUCCCAGAUGAGAGAUGAAAUGUUUAACUCCAACCUGGUCUGCUCCUUCAUCAUGCUCCUCUUUCUCAUGUCUGUCCAGGCCCUCAUUCCUGCACCCAGGCUGUUCCCAGCCGUCCUGCAGUUCUCGGUCUUCCUGCUCGCCUACAUGCUGCUGCUGCUGCUGGCCCUGGCUGAGGAGUUCAAGUGGGCUCCUGCCGCGCUGCAGCACUUCUGCUGCUGGAUCCACGAAAACAACAGUGCCCGCAACCUCCUCACUCUCACCGCCAUCGUCAUCAACUUUGGCUUGGUCUCUACUGACAUGCUGUGGUGCAUCCUCACAGACACAGGAGAUGCUGAUGUAAUGGACAGAACCAACACUGCCUCACGUCCACUCACAGUCUGCACUUACCCCGAGGUCUUUGUAUUGAGCGGUGUGAUCGCCAUGGUGACCUGCGCCGUCUUCCUGCGUCUGAACUCUCUGCUGAAGCUGGCGGUGUUGCUGCUGGCGGUGGCUGUCUACUCCUACCUCAUCCACCUGGCCUUCCUCACGCUCGCACGCCACGACGUGCCGCACAGUUCUCACUAUGUCAGGAGAAAAGGCAUUUCCAUCCUUCUCAUGGCCAUGUUUAUUGUUGCGGUCUUCUACAAUGGACGUCAGUGGGAGGCCACCGCCAGACUGGACUUCCUGUGGCGUCUGCAGGCCCAGCAGGAAGUGGAGGACAUGAGAGAACUACGGGAACACAACGAGUGUCUGUUGCACAACAUCCUGCCAAUGCAUGUGGCGCGACAUUUUCUGGACCGGAGCAAGAACGACGAGGAGCUUUACUCGCAGUCCUACGAUGAAGUCGGCGUCAUGUUUGCCUCCAUCGCUGGCUUCAAUGAGUACUUCGAGCAGAAAGAGAUCAAACACGAGGGAGUGGACUGCCUCCGACUCUUGAAUGAGAUCAUCGCUGGCUUUGAUGAGCUGCUGGAGGAGUCGUACUUCCACUAUGUGGAGAAGAUAAAAACCAUUGGGAGCUGCUACAUGGCUGCCUCUGGCUUAGCUCCAGACAGGCAGGCGUCAAUGGAUGAAUGGAAUCACCUCAGCGAGUUGGUUUUGUUUGCGUUGGCAAUGCAAGAGACCUUGAAAGAGAUUAACAGGCACUCUGCCAAAAACUUUCAGCUGCGUGUGGGCAUCGCUCACGGGCCCGUGGUGGCAGGGGUGAUCGGUGCCACCAAGCCGCAGUAUGACAUCUGGGGGUCAACCGUGAACCUGGCCAGCCGCAUGGACAGCACAGGUGUGAGCGGACGCAUCCAGGUGCCCGAGGCCACGCGCAGGAUCCUGGCAGAGUGGGGUUUUGUCCUGGAGCUGCGUGGAGAAAUCUUUGUCAAGGGGGUGAGUGAGCGUCAGGGGAAAGUCCGCACCUAUUUCAUCAGCACCGUGCGCAGCAAGAGCGGCAACGUUGGAGCAGAUGGCCGCUUUGGGGGGCGGACAGGAGGACGCAUGACGCUAGCAGGAGUGGUGUUCGGUCUCGUCCAGGCCAGACACAAGGAGAAGAUGAGAGAGACCAACGGGGGGUUCAGCCUGACUCCCCACGCCCUUCAGUGCUGA